AUGACGCUCAAUGAAAAUUUCUAAGAGAAGUUUUACGUCAUGUAGGGCAUAUAUAAUGAUGCCAUAUUUAAUAAUGCACCGAAGUAUUAAUUCAGUCACCGCGAGAGAAUUAUUACAAAGUUAAGCAGAAUCACAUCCAUAAAGGAGGAGUACAAAAGAGAUCAAAGUAUUUGAAUCAAUAAAUAUAAAUUCAUGUAUUUAUGAAUAUCAAUAUAUUUAUAAAAUAGAUGCAUAGAAAGUGAAAUUAUUCAAUGCUUAAGUGAACAAAUAAAUAAAUAAAUAAAAAUUGCAUAAUUCUAUUUUUCCAAUUUUUAUUAAGGCAAGUUUCUGUCAUAUUCAUAAUCGAAUCGAUUCUUACUUGGAAAGUGUUGAGCGAAAGGAGAACAUCGACUAUACCAAAUUAUCAUUAUACAUUUCUUUUUUAAGAUAAUCAUUUUUUCCAUCUCAAUCAAUAACUGAAACAGAGAACCAUGGCAUAUUAUUUGAUAAUAAUAUGCGCUGCCGUUGCAGUACUUCUGGCUUAUUAUUAUAUAUUAGUAUUUAAUUUCUGGAAGAAGCGCAAUAUCUCAGGACCAAAACCAGUAUUCUUCUUUGGAAACGUUAUAGACAUCAUGUUUUCCGGAAUAGCUUUGCCACAAUAUAUUAAAAAACUUUACGAAACCUAUACGGGCAGAAUGAUUGGGUUAUACAUGAGAACGACACCCGUACUAGUUUUAAAAGACCCGGAGUUGAUCAAGGAUGUUCUCAUCAGAGACUUCUCGAAAUUCACUGACCGAGGAUUUAAUGUUCAUGAAAGAGUCGAACCAUUAUCGCAGCAUCUGUUCAAUUUGGAAGCAAAAAGAUGGCGUCCAUUGAGAUCGAAGCUCACUGUGUACACAUCUGGCAAAUUGAAAAAUAUGUUCGAUCUGAUCAUUGAAUGCGCGAACUAUUUCGAAAAAUAUCUGGAUAAAAUGGUUGCGCAGGGAGAACCUGUCGAUUUUCGUGAGAUAACAGCAAAAUUUACAACGGACGUGAUAGGAUCAUGUGCCUUUGGGAUCAACAUGGGUGCACUGUCAGAUGAAGAGAGCGAAUUUCGUAAAAUCGGCAAACAAAUUUUCGAACCAUCUUUGGAGGCGAUAAUACGAAUGAAAUUCAAACUGAUGAUGCCGAAACUGUACGACUUGUUGGGUUACAUUGUGCCUGACAGAAGACUUGCUCCGUUUCUAACCAAGGUCGUCGUAGAUACUAUGAAAUACAGAAAAGAGAACAACGUGUAUAAACCUGACUUUAUACAUACGCUUAUGCAACUUAAGGAAGACCCAGAAAAGUUACACGAUCUUGAAUUAACAGACUCUUUGAUAACCGCACAAGCUUACGUUUUCUUUGCUGCUGGUUUUGAAACUGGCUCGACGACAAUGAGCAAUGCACUUUACGAACUCGCCCUGAAUCCGAAAAUUCAAGAGAAGUUACGCGACGAAAUCAACGAACACUAUAAGAAACACAACGGAGAGUUAAAUUACGAGCAUAUUAAAGAUAUGGAAUACUUGGACAAAGUAUUUAAGGAAACAUUAAGGAUGUAUCCACCAGGAACUCUGAUACCAAGAAAAUCAAAUUCAGAAUAUAUCUUCCGAGAUUCGCAAAUCAGUAUACCGAAGGGUGUGAUGGUGUGGAUUCCCGUAUACGCGAUUCAUCGUGAUCCCGAAAUUUAUCCGAAUCCUGAUGUUUUUAAUCCGGAAAAUUUCACUCGAGAUGCCAUUGAUGCUCGACAUCCGAUGCAUUAUUUACCAUUCGGCAGUGGACCAAGAAAUUGUAUCGGUGCACGUUUUGCUGUUUAUCAAACCAAAGUGGGUAUAAUCACGAUUCUUCGCAAGUAUAAAGUGGACAUUUGCGAGAAAACCAUGAUCCCUUAUCAAUUUGACCCAAGUGCAUUUCUCCUAGCUCCAAAAGGAGGGAUUUGUUUGAAGAUAACAAAAAUAUUCGCAACUACUGAUUUCAGAUCAUCGAGCAAAAUGACCAACUAUUUCGAAAUUCUAUGCGGCAUGGCAGCAUUGCUUCUUGCUCUCUACUACUAUGCCACAUUGACUUUUAAUUUCUGGAAAAAUCGCGGAGUAAUUGGGCCACAACCUCUACCAUUCCUUGGUAACACCAAUGAACUUAUGUUCGCGAGAAAAUCAAUACCUCACUAUCUCAUGGAAAUUUACGAUACCUAUAAAAACGAACCAAUGGUUGGUUUGUACAUGAGAAGAUCGCCUCUGCUUAUUGUGCAAGAUCCAGAAUUCAUCAAGGAUAUUUUAAUCAGAGACUUCCCCAAAUUUGCGGACCGAGGAUUCCAUGUUUAUGAAAGGACGGAACCGCUAUCUCAAAGUAUCUUCAACUUGGAAUCAGAAAGAUGGCGACCAUUGAGAACUAUGUUCUCGCCGAUAUUCACAUCCGGCAAGUUGCGAGAAAUGUUUUACCUUAUAAUCGAGUGCUCGCAGCACCUGGAGAAAUAUUUGGACAAGCGUGUGGAGAAAGGAGAGCCUAUCGAAUGCUGCGAGGUAACGGCAAAAUUCACAACUGACGUAAUCGGUACAUGCGUCUUUGGUAUCGAGAUGAGCGCAAUGGCAGACGAAGACAGCGAAUUCCGUAAAAUGGGCAGGGAAGUAUUCGCUGUGAAUGUGGAAAACGUCAUUCGACAGAAGAUGAAAUUGUUCAUGCCAAAGUUGUACCAUUUGCUCGGUUAUAUAAUACCCGAUCGAAAGUUAGCACCAUUCUUUAUAAAAAUUGUGACUGACACUAUAAAGUACAGGAAGGAGAACAACAUCGUUAGGCCAGACUUUAUCAACAUGCUGAUGGAGGUGCAGAAACAUCCGGAGAAGUUUGAAAACAUCGAACUGACAGAUUCGCUACUCACAGCGCAAGCGUUCAUAUUCUUCGCAGCGGGUUUUGAAACUUCCUCUAUGACUAUGAGCAACGCUCUUUACGAAUUAGCUUUGCAUCAAGACAUACAAGACAAGCUUCGCGAGGAAAUCAAAGAGCAUUGUUGCGAGAAUGAUGAAGAGUUGAAAUUCCAAGAUAUCAAAGGAAUGCAAUAUUUAGAGAAAGUAUUCAAAGAAACGUUGAGAAUGUAUCCGCCAGGAGCAUUCAUACCGCGGAGAACGAAAUCGACCUACACCUUCAACAAUACGAAAGUUACGAUACCACAGGGAACACUGAUAUGGAUACCAGUGUUUGCGAUUCAUCGUGACCCAGAUAUUUAUCCGAAUCCUGAUUUAUUUGAUCCCGAAAGGUUCAAUGAAGACGCCGUGGCUGCCCGACACCCUAUGCAUUAUUUACCAUUUGGCGAUGGUCCAAGGAAUUGCAUCGGUGCACGUUUCGCAAAUUAUGAAACCAAAGUUGGACUAAUUACGAUUCUUCGCAACUACAAGGUAGAAGUCUGCGAUAAGACGGUAAUUCCCUACGAAUUUGACCCAGGCGCGUUUGUGACAGCACCAAAAGGAGGAAUAUACUUGAAAAUAACGAAAAUAUGAAGCGAGUGCUGAAAAAUUCUGUUGGAUAAUUUUUAAAUUUGCUCAAGCAUCAUAUAUUUAUGUAAAUUUCGCAAAAACCUAGUUCGUGUUACGGACAUGCAAAUAAUCGUUUCUAGUCAAAAGAAAUAGAUAUGGGUACUCUUGUUAUUUAGAUUAGAAUCAUCGUUCUAGUAAUCUGUUUAUUCGAGUAACGUAUAAGUUUCUUUAUUGUAAAUUUAAACAUCUAUUUAUAUAUCCAUAUCUUUCCCAUUGUUUCACACUUAACUAUAAAAUAGGAUUAGGAUUAAAUAACUUAUACCGUUAUUAAUGUAAAUGAAAAUUGUAAUCUGAAAGAUUUGCAAGUGCCUUUAAUAAACAAAAUGUUUAAAAUGU
Molecule: messenger RNA, 3860 nt
Organism: Bombus terrestris (buff-tailed bumblebee)
Lineage: Eukaryota; Metazoa; Arthropoda; Insecta; Hymenoptera; Apidae
Product: probable cytochrome P450 6a14
Exons: 10
Coding region: 471-3488 (1005 amino acids)
Molecular function (GO): heme binding; oxidoreductase activity, acting on paired donors, with incorporation or reduction of molecular oxygen; iron ion binding
Source: RefSeq, a predicted model, not a curated record